ACUUGUGCUCUUCAGCUCGGGUUGUGCUGGAGCGGAGGUGAGAGGGCCUCUACAAGAGUCUUCACUUCUCUGAACGGAUUUUCCUGCGUUUGUCUCAAAGACUAGUUGUUAGACCUGCAGUGGAGUCUAUCUGGGACUUUGAGUUUCAUCCACCAUGGGGGACGUGAUUUCCAGUCACCUGGAUGAAGGCAGGCGGGAGAUGAUCACAGCUCGGACUGGUGGGGUCAUAGCGGAGUUUGGGCGUCUGUAUGAGCAGCAGUACGCAGUGGCUCUCUUCAACAAAGUUCGCUUUGACAUAGAAGGAGGAGGUGGCCCGCAGCCACAGCUACUACACCGCAAGGUUCCUCUGGAAAACAAGUCCAUCUUCUCUGGCUCGCUCUUACAGUACCUGGAGGAGAACAAGAAAUGGAGGAACCGCUUCCUCUUUGUCCCAGACUCCUACAACAUCAACUAUUAUGACAGCAAAGUGUCCCAUGACAGACGCCUCCAUCCCAAAGGCACCAUCAACUGUGCUGGCUACAAAGUGCUGACAUCUAUGGAGCAAUACCUGGAUCUGAUCAGCAACAGUCUGCCUGGUGUGAAAGCUAAGGUGGGAAGUUCACCCUUCCUUAAGUGUGCCACCCAGUUCCCUCUGAUCCUCUGGCACCCUUACGCCCGCCACUACUACUUCUGUGUGGCGACAGAGAAAGAGCAGCAGAAGUGGCACGCUGUCCUCCAGGACUGUGUCAGACACACCAACGACGGUUUGCCAGAGGAAGAUAAAGUCCAAACACCAGCCUUCACUGAUGCAGUACGACUCUACCGCCAAGCUCAAGGGCACUACGGCACCUGGGAAAUGAUGUGUGGUGUACCAUCACAGAUCCUGUCUAACCUGGUGAUGGAGAGCCUCCUGUCUGACCUGAGGGAGACCAUCUCCCCCCGCCUCAAAGGCAAACUGCAUGAGAGGCAGAGGAACUGGAUGCUUAUCAGUGACGCCGUGUACAGCCUGGUGCAGGGACAGUGCCAGACCCGGUACGAGGCAGUGGUGCAGAAGUGUGAGGCGGCCCGCUCCUCCCUGGAGGCCUCCAUACGAACAGACAUGGACCAGAUCAUCACAUCCAAGGAGCACGUCACCAACAAGAUCCGGGCGGUGGUUCUUCCCAAAGCAGAGAAGCUGUUGAAGGUGAGCAUCGAGCCCUAUAUCAGCUCCAUCCUGGAUGCCCUGAUGGAGCCGACGAGCCGAGGCUUCUCCGAGGUCCGCGAUGUGUUCUUCAGAGAGCUGGUGGAGAUGAGCAAAAACACCCUCAACGAGGGCACCAAGGAGACCGUGGCACAGCACAUGGAGAAGAUCUCCAUGCUGGCCUUCCAUCCAGUGAAAAUGCACAGCUGCUAUGAGAAGGUGGAGCACCUGAGUCUGGAGGGUCUGCAGCAGAGGUUUGAUGUCUCCAGCCCCUCAGUAUUCGUCCAGAGGGCCCAGAUCCUCAUGAGUGAGCAAAUGGACAAUGCAGUGUAUACUUUUGAGCAGAUCCUUCACCAGAGUUUGGAGUCUCAGGGUACAGAGGACCUCUGUAAGACCAUUCAGCGCUGCCAGGACAGAGUCAUUAAGAAAUUUGACUAUGACAGCAGCACAGUGAGGAAGCGUUUCUUCCGCGAGGCUCUCCUCCAGAUCUUCAUCCCCUACAUGCUGAAGCAGCUCAGCUCUCCCUGCUCCUCGGAGCUGCCACGCUUCCGGGAGCUGAUCUUUGAGGAUUUUUCCCGUUUCAUCCUGGUGGAGAACAUCUUUGAGGAGGUGGUGCUGCACUCUGUCAUGAAGGACAUCAUGAUGGCUGUGAAGGAGGCGGCGGUCCAGAGGAGACACAACCUGUACAGGGACAGCAUUGUUCUCAGUAACAGCGACCCCAGCCUGCACCUGCUGGGAGAGAACCCCUCCAUCGACUGGGCCAGGGAGCACGGAGGAGGCCAGGACGAGGCGGACGGAGCAGGGGAGGAUGCCGAGGGUGAGAAUGAAGGUGGGGAGGCCCAGAAGAAGAGGAGGAUGAAGCAAGUUGUGUCCAUGAUCCAGGUGGAAGAGCCCCCAGGCCUGCCCAGUGAGUCAUGCAUGGAGGUGCCCGGUGAUGACGACAUCCCAGAGAGGGAUGAAGAGGAGGCGGAGAAGGAUGUAGAUGAGGAGGAGAGCUCAGAUGUUAAAGCUUCUCCUAACCAGAAUGGAUCUGCAAGUCCCAAAUCCUCAGAGAGCCCUCCAGGUUUGUCAAACGGGUCUGCUCUGAAGGAAGAGGAAACCAAACCAGAGGAGCAGGUUAAAGAAAUCCCACUGAAGGUCCAGUCUGCUACAGAAAGUGCUUCACCCUCAGAGGAGAAGGAUAAGGGAGAGGACAGCCAGCCGGUGCUGGAAGAGCAGCCACCCUCCAACCAGGAGGUGGCAGAGGAGGCGUUGCCGUCAGCGCCUCCUCCCAAAGAAAUCCCAUCUGCCACUCCAGAGGCAGCUCCAGAGACGGCUCCAGAGACGGCUCCAGUGGCGGCUCCAGAGGCGGCUCCAGAGGCGACAGCUGACUUCCCCCCACCUCCACAUGAUGACAGCGGUUUCCAGUCUCCCACCGGUGAAGGGGCGGGGGCAGAGGAGGAGGAGACGGCCCCUUGCACUGUGGCCCCACUGUCCCCAGAAGAGCACCUUGAGGUAGAGCAGACAAGUAGUGCACCUGAAGCUGAAGUCAAAACCACUGACUCUGAGACUGGAGACCAGUGAUGAACUCAUUUCCAUCUGUUCAACCUAAACUGAAUCCUUCCCUGUUUUCGUUUCUUUUUUUGACGAACAUUAAAAGACUCUUCCCGCUGUUUGAACCACAUCAGUUUUCAGUUUCCACAAGUUUCAGGCAUGUAAUCGCUCAGCAGAUCAUUUUCACCGAGCAGGGCUCAGGUGCUGUCGUCUUUUUUCUAAUACUGUUUUUUUUGUGUGUGUGUGUGUAGUUUUCACAAUUUUUGGAUGUAAUAGAAGAUCCUCAGAAAACUCUCAUAGGUUCCACACUUUAUUCUUUAUUCUCUCUUCACCUGGUAUAUGUGUGAGCACAGUGGACGGCCUCAAGUCCCUAAUGGUUGUAAACGUGACAAGUUGAAAGAACAGCCGAGCUGAGGUGCCUUUAGUGAAAUACAUGUAAACUGAUACAGCUGUGUGGCCGAGUUUUUUUUUGUAUGACAUAUGUUGAUGUAAGAACAGUUUGUACUGCAGAAUACAGAAUAUUUAUUGGUUAUUAUUAGACCUGAAUAGCCAAGAGAACAUACUUCCCCAAUGUGGAAAAGUCUCAGAGGUGGUUAUUAUUAUUUUUUUCCUUCAGACUUAAAUCACAGUCCAUUAACUGUCUCGAUGUACACACUGACAUGUCAAGACUUGACGGUUUCUCUUGUGUUGGUGGGAGUAACACUAUUUUAUAUGAAUUUAUCCCUUAACAAAGAUAGCUGAUGUACAUAUAUAAAUAUAUAUGUGUGUCUAUGAACAGGUGAACUACCAAACUGUCAUUUUACAUAAUUUUAUAGAAUUUCCUCAGUGCCUUCACUGAUCUCUCCACCCCCCCCGUUUUAUUUAUUAUUUUGCACCCUAUCUCUUUUUUGACCAAUUUACUUUUAGAUUUAUUUUAAUCUUGUUUACAAAUGACUGUUAUUGAUAAUAAAUCAUUAUCGAUUAA
Molecule: messenger RNA, 3656 nt
Organism: Toxotes jaculatrix (banded archerfish)
Lineage: Eukaryota; Metazoa; Chordata; Actinopteri; Toxotidae
Gene: niban2b
Product: niban apoptosis regulator 2b
Exons: 15
Coding region: 155-2722 (855 amino acids)
Source: RefSeq, a predicted model, not a curated record